Molecule: messenger RNA, 1341 nt
Organism: Nematostella vectensis (starlet sea anemone)
Lineage: Eukaryota; Metazoa; Cnidaria; Anthozoa; Actiniaria; Edwardsiidae
Product: acid-sensing ion channel 1
Exons: 6
Coding region: 331-1323 (330 amino acids)
Biological process (GO): sodium ion transport
Cellular component (GO): membrane
Molecular function (GO): sodium channel activity
Source: RefSeq, a predicted model, not a curated record
AUGAAUUUCAGCCCCAAUACGCUGAUGCAACAAUUGAAAAGUAAUUCAAAGAGGUUAUACAAUGCUAUGCUACGAAGUUCUCCAAUGGUAUCACACAUCAGUGUGGUUUAAUCACUAUUAAACUCCGCCGCCCAAGAAAAUAUGACAAAAGCAAGUGACGUGCAUUCAGAGUUAAUUAAAUUCAUUUGGUUGCAUCGUAUUUUCUAUUCAUUUAGAAACGUUCGGAGGAACAGUGCAAAUAAGACGAGGUCGCACAUAGCUCGUUUCUAAGGUUUUAUACAUAGCAUACUAAAAGCUUUAUAUCUGAUGUUUUAAAAGUCAAUCGAACAGAUGAAACAAUCAGCAAACAUCGAACAGGAUGAGCUUGCCACAGUUGUCCUCGAGGACUUCAAGUCUAACACCACCCUCCACGGGCUUCCUCAUGCCCUAAACAGCACUCGGAAUUGGCGCAAGGCACUCUGGGUCUGCCUGACGCUCGGGUCAGCGGCAGCGCUUGUAACCCAAUUGACCGAAAACUGGGAAACUCUUUUUUCUUAUGAAAUCGUAAAGUUGUCAACCCCGAAGUUACAUGAGAAUCUUACCUUCCCAGCAGUGACGAUCUGCAACGAGAAUAAUCUACGAAAGAGCAAAGUUACAAACACUUCAUUACAACAGGUGUAUGAAUACUUACGAAAUAAAACAAUUGGUAAUGUGACAGAUCAGGUCUUAGAUUAUCCGUUAGGGAUGACAAAAGUGUUUGGAAAGGACGGCCAUGACAUGAGAGACAUGCUUCUUACUGCAUCCUGGAACGGACUUGUUUCUGUAACCUCCCAAGACUUUCAGCCCUACUUUUAUUCAAAGUAUGGAAAAUGCUUUGUAUUCAACGGUUCACAAAACAAAACAAGUCCCGCAAGAACAACUACACUUAAGGGCAUGGGGUCGGGAUUUGAGGCGCUACUCGAUAUUCAGCCUGAAGAAUACAUGGAUUUAUCAUCUAAUGAGGCAUCUAGCGCGAUUGGACUUGUAGUUAACAUACACGAUCAGCACCAGGACCCCGCGAUAAUAGAUACAGGAGUAUCAGUUGCACCUGGAUCAAGAGUAGAUUUUGCCAUAAAGCUGACACAGCAAAAGCGACUACCAUUCCCUUACCCAUCUAAGUGCGAAAAGGUGGAAAAAGCAAGGCUCCCAUUGACUGACAGGGUUUAUUCUGUCAGUCGAUGUGAAGAAGAAUGCAGAGCCAAAGAUUUGGAAGAUAGGUGUGGAUGCAGGUUUCUGGACUUCGCCAAUGACAAGGAUGUUCCCUACUGUACACCAAGAGACAAGAAAUGCACAAUGAGUAAGUAGAGGGGAAAAGAGAGGGGC